This is a messenger RNA of Cyprinodon variegatus (sheepshead minnow), 1914 nucleotides long. It is a transcript of the gene qrsl1, whose product is annotated as glutaminyl-tRNA synthase (glutamine-hydrolyzing)-like 1. NCBI's taxonomy places the organism in Eukaryota, Metazoa, Chordata, Actinopteri, Cyprinodontiformes, Cyprinodontidae. The transcript has 11 exons. Gene Ontology annotation, cellular component: glutamyl-tRNA(Gln) amidotransferase complex; mitochondrion. Gene Ontology annotation, molecular function: glutaminyl-tRNA synthase (glutamine-hydrolyzing) activity. Bases 113 to 1678 code for a protein of 521 amino acids. The record is from RefSeq and is a predicted model, not a curated record. Gene Ontology annotation, biological process: glutaminyl-tRNAGln biosynthesis via transamidation; mitochondrial translation.
ACAUACAGCGCUGUUAGACGUUGACAGGAGACGCAAACAUGGCGGCUCCCUGAUGUAACACAACUGUGGAAAUGUUGUUCAUUUGAAGGGUGACCAGAGAAAAGCAACAAACAUGCUCGGUCUGACUUUAAAAGAGGUGUCUGUGGCUUUCAGGGAGGGAAAGAUCUCACCUACUGAGCUCUGUAAGAAGUGUUUGAAUCGCAUCAAGAAAACCCAGCAUCUGAAUGCUUACAUCACCGUUACCGAGGAGCUAUCCCUGAAACUGGCUCAACAGUCUGAGGCGAGGCUGCGUCAAGGUGUCUCCAGAGGUCCGUUGGAUGGGAUCCCUUUUGCAGUCAAGGACAAUUUCUGUACUAAAAAUAUCCGGACGACAUGUGCCUCUAAGAUGCUGAAAGGCUAUUCUCCACCUUACAACGCUACAGUUGUGCAAAAGCUUCUUGACCAAGGGGCCGUUCUAAUGGGAAAGACUAACAUGGAUGAGUUUGCGAUGGGUGCAGGCAGUACAGACGGAGCAUUUGGCCCAGUCAGGAACCCGUGGAGCUACGCAGCUUCGUAUAGAACACAGACGGGGGCAGCUCCCGACUCAGACUGGGUCAUCACCGGAGGAAGCUCAGGGGGAAGCGCCGCAGCUGUCGCCUCACUCACAAGCUACCUGGCUUUGGGUUCAGACACAGGUGGUUCAACCCGUAAUCCCGGAGCGCUGUGUGGCGUUGUUGCCCUGAAGCCCACUUACGGCCUUGUGUCAAGGCAUGGUCUCAUUCCCCUGGUCAAUUCCAUGGAUGUUCCUGGAAUUAUGACACGCAGUGUCAAUGAUGCUGCGAUUGCUCUGGGUGUCCUUCAAGGCAUUGAUGUUCGAGACUCAACCACAGUUCCUGCUCCAUCAGCACUAACAGAGCUUCCUGAAGACUUUGAUGUCAGGAACCUCCGUGUUGGCAUCCCCAAGGAGUACCAUGCCCCCGGCCUGUCGGAGGAGACCCUGGCUCAGUGGAGUCGUGUUGCAGAUUUGUUUGAGCGAGCAGGAGCCCGGGUGGAGCAGGUUUCCCUCCCACACACCCAGUACUCCAUCGUCUGCUACCACGUCCUUUGCCACGCUGAGGUGGCGUCAAACAUGGCCCGAUUUGAUGGGCUGGAAUACGGCCACAGGAGUGAGAUGGAGAGCUCCACAGAGGUUAUGUAUGCUUCAACCCGACACGAGGGCUUCAACGACGUAGUCAGAGGGAGGAUUCUUUCUGGAAACUACUUCCUGCUGAAACAAAACUACCAGCACUACUUUGUGAAGGCCCAAAAGGUCCGCCGACUGAUCACGGAGGAUUUCCGGCAAAUUUUCAACUCAGGGAUUGACGUGCUGCUGACUCCCACCACUCUGACUGACGCAGCCCGUUACCAUGAUUUCACACAGGAAGACAACCGUACACGCAGCGCACAGGAAGAUGUCUUCACCCAACCUGCAAACAUGGCAGGCCUCCCUGCAGUCACUGUGCCAACUGCCCUAUCACAACGAGGUCUUCCCAUUGGCUUACAGCUCAUCGGCCCCGCUCUGGAAGACAAGAAGCUCCUGUGUGUCGCUCAGUGGGUGGAGCAGAGGGUUGGCUUCCCAUCCAUCAGUGACUUCCAUAACUCACAGGAGAGCAGGAAUGAGGCAGGAGUGUCCAGAAGGGAGCAGACUUCAGCUGUUUGAGGAGAAUUUUGUAAAACCACUCAGACUUUAACAACUUCGUAUCUUAUGUCCAUAUAGGAUGUAUUAUGAGAAGUUCACAAAUUACAGAUGUUUUAUGAUGAUAAUAAAUGAAGUUCAACAUGUAAAAACCUGACUGGUCUUUAAAAAGAGGUGACAAAGGGGAUUUAUGUUGCAUCACUUCCUGUUAAAAAUAAUGUAAUUCUUUCUUAACUGCUUCAUAAUUAAAGUAUCAAAGC